Molecule: messenger RNA, 378 nt
Organism: Pelobates cultripes (western spadefoot toad)
Lineage: Eukaryota; Metazoa; Chordata; Amphibia; Anura; Pelobatidae
Source: the annotation of a GenBank genome assembly
AUGGUGCCACGAAACUCUGAGAGGCAACGUUCUAAAUAUUGCAGAGGAUUGGAAUUGCCAUCUCCACGUAAUUCAGAAUGCUGCCUUGUCCGCUCAGCUCUCCUCUGUAUUCUGAACACAGUGUCCUCUCAGUUCUCUGCACUAUUUAGAACUCUGCCGUGUCCGCUUAGUUAUCCUCCCUAUUCAGAAUGCUGCAUUGUCCGUUCAGUUCUCCUCGCUAUUCAGAACGCUGCCGUGUCCGCUCAGUUCUCCUCGCUAUUCAGAAUGCUGCCGUGUCCUCUCAGUUCUCCUCGCUAUUCAGAACGCUGCCGUGUCCGCUCAGCUCUCCUCGGUAUUCUGAACACUGCUGUGUCCUCUCAGUUCUCUGCACCAUUUUGA